Pocillopora damicornis (cauliflower coral) is the source of this 1632-nucleotide messenger RNA. Its product is annotated as leucine-rich repeat-containing protein 23. Gene Ontology annotation, molecular function: protein binding. The record is from RefSeq and is a predicted model, not a curated record. Lineage: Eukaryota; Metazoa; Cnidaria; Anthozoa; Scleractinia; Pocilloporidae. Gene Ontology annotation, cellular component: cytoplasm.
GUAACAUAGUAAAGUCAAAAGCUGGAGAGCAAAAUGUCGGAUUUCGAAGACGAGGAGGGAGUCGAUGAACCAGUAUUAGAUGACGAAAACGAGGAGGAAGGAACCGAAGAGGAGGAGAAACCUCCAGAGAAUCCCCUCACUGAGGAAAUGUUAGCCGACAGCCUUUCUUUGAUGUGCAAAACUGGAGACGGAUUGGCACAUGCAUAUGUAAGACUUGACGUCCACGAAAAGGAGCUGACAGAUAUUAGUAUACUCAACUGCUUUAUUCAUUUAAGAUAUGUGGAUGUCAGUGGAAAUCAGUUGAUGGAUAUUUCUUCACUUAACUCAUUAACUCACCUACUUACACUGAAGGCAGACAGGAAUGCCUUGCACUCAGCCAAACUUGAUGAGUUACCAUAUCUACAAAUUGCAAGUUUUGCCAACAAUAAAAUUAUGGAUACAGAGGGUAUCAAUCAUCCCUUGUUAGAACAAUUAAACUUAUCAUUCAAUGAGAUAGUUGAAGUAACAGGCUUUGAUCCAGUCAAGUUGGACAGACUAAGGGUAAUGGAACUACGAGGAAAUAAACUCAUGACCACUGUGGGACUUUCUAGUCUUCCUAACCUAAAGGAGUUAUACUUGGCUGCAAACACCAUAAGAACUCUUGAGGGGCUGGACAGGUUGGAACAUCUUGCAAGUUUACAUCUGCGUGACAACCAGAUUGAGAAGUUGGAUGGUUUUUCAGAAAACAUGAAAAACCUUCAGUACCUUAACUUGAGGGGUAAUAAUGUCACUGACAUGAAGGAAAUUGCCAAACUCAAAUGUUUACCACUGUUGAGGGCAUUACUUUUAAUGGAAUGCCCGGUGUCAGAUGAGGAUGAUUAUCGCAUAGAAGUGCUGAUCAGUCUACGGAGACUGGAAAGGCUGGACAAAGAUGAGUACACAGAUGAUGAGAGACAAGAGGCAGAAGAGAUUUAUGAACAAAGAAGACAAGAAGAAGCAUUAGCAGCUGGGACCCAAGAAGUUAUACACACAGAUGAUGAUGACUAACAGAAUAGUAAUAAGACUGUUGUGUGUUAUUAAUACACUUUUUAUGAACCAGUGACCAAGUACAUUAAGUGUGAAUUUGUGAUUUGUUUUGUGGUAUUGCAAUCUAACUAGUCUCAGACACAUUGUAAAUAAAAAUCUGCAAGAUGACUUGGUGUAAAAAGAUUGCAAUUCCAUAUUAUUUAUUUAAUAACUUUCAGAAAGGGAUUAUUGUUGCUUUGACUUUUUCCCUUCCGAGACUCAUUUAUAUUAAGUAUCAUUUUCUUCUAAUGUUAGAGAUAUGACAUCAUUGCAAAUUCAACUAAUAGAGCCGUUGUACUGUCUGCUCAUUAAGGUCUUACCAUAACUUACAAAAAUAGUAUUGUAAAUAAUUUUUUAAGAAAUUUGUUAUGAUUUUGAUCUCUCUGUCCAUAUACUUCAGAGCACUUGUAACAUGUUAAGUCAUCUUUAAGGUUUUUAUUCUAUUGAAAACAGUGCUUAUUUUGUUCUACUCUUUUAAAACAUCAAGUACACUUCUGUAAUGGCACAAUUUAUACUCAGUUCAAAAUUCAGUGGAAUCUACUCUUAUUUUUCAGUGAUGAACAGUACAAGGUAUUUUUGAAUAAUCUA